Messenger RNA from Jatropha curcas, 567 nucleotides. RefSeq lists its product as hypothetical. Lineage: Eukaryota; Viridiplantae; Streptophyta; Magnoliopsida; Malpighiales; Euphorbiaceae. The record is from RefSeq and is a predicted model, not a curated record.
UUAAAUAUCGCUUGCUUUGCUUAUCACUUUACAUAAAGAGUCUUUCCUUCAACAACAUAACUCUGCCUUUUCUCAAUAUAUACAACGCAAACAAAGAAAGAAAAACACAAAUCGGAUCGUCUGAAAUGGGGAAAGACACCAACUGGUCUCUACUUAGCCGCCUUAAGACGGCGGUGAAGAAGGUUAAGAUCCUACUAAAUCUCGACAUCAACCGGUGGCGGCUGGUGGCUUCGUUUAUUGGCGCUUCUUCUCCAACGAAGAAAAACCACCGGCUUAGCUUCAAUGAAAGACCGGGAUUAAGGGCUUGUACGAAUGAUGAUGAUGCAGAAUCAGAAUAUUCAUUUUUUUCUCCUUCUUCUUCUUCAAAAGGGCUGUAUAGAACUAUAAGCUAUCCUUCAGAUCAAGAUGAUAUUGAUAAUCGAGCUGAGUUAUUUAUUGAAAAUUUUCGCCGGCAACUGCAGAUUGAGAGGCAGAUUUCUUUAGAGCUUAAAUAUUUACAAGGGAAUAGUAAUAGCUUCAAAUUGAGGUCUCCAUGAUUAUAUUUUUGAAGCUUGAUUGAUUGAAGUU